CCCUGCAAAAUAAAUGAAUAAAUACAUGCAGAAUGAAUGUAUACUUGUUUCUGUGCCAGUAUUACAUAACACAAAGGAUUCAAAUGGAUCGUUUUUACGUGUAUAUACUUUAAUGUAUCGCAUGUCUAAAACCAGUUAUUGCUGGAGUGAUUUUCUUAAGCGAAGAGAAAAAUUAUUCGAAGUCGUUUACAAACCAAACACAGCAGGAUUUCCUCGAACCGGCCCUUCUGGUUUCCAACCGGAUCCGUUUUCCCGGAUCAGCUGUGAAGACGAGACGAUGACGUAGUUUCCGGUCUCACACGCACACACACACCCGAUUUUCAACAACAAGGCGAGCCGAGCCGAGCUGAGACGCGGAGACGAGGGCACCGCCAGAGCAAACAAGAAAUCCAAGAAGUACCGUCACUCAGGAAUCCCCCUUCAAUACAGUCGGAAUCCACCAACUUCAACAAAUGAGGCAGAUGUUUUAGAGGGGGAAGCACCCCCUCCCCCCUCGCACACACACCCCCCCCACUCUCCCCGCCAGCACCGGCAGGUCCAGUUUUAGGUGUGUGUGUCUUUGCUGAGCCCCGGGAUGGAGAGGAUUUGAGGCAGCUCCCUCCUCAGGUGCGAGUCCUGAGUUGUGACACAGGAAGCUCAGGCUCUACAGGUUCUUCAGAGCCCCCCUGCUUGUAAUAUGAGCCAUGGACUCCUGGGCAGUUGAUAGUCCUGUGACCCUGGUCAUUAAGGCCCCCAACCAGAAGUAUGGGGACCAGACCAUUAACUGCUUCCUCAACUGGACCGUGAGGAGGCUGAGGAGUCACAUCUCCAACGUGUACCCCAGCAAGCCGCUGUCCAAAGACCAGCGGCUGGUGUACUCAGGGAGGCUCCUUCAAGACCACCUGCAGCUCAGAGAUGUGCUCAGAAAGCAGGAUGAAUACCACAUGUUGCACCUAGUGUGCGCCUCCAAAAGCCCCCCGGCCUCGCCCAUGCCCCGGAGCGCCGCCGUGGCCGGCUCUGACGCCAGCAGUUCAGAUACCCCCCAUGCCAGUCAACCAUCCCCAUCCCCCUCCCCCUCCUCUUCUACCUCGGUCCCGGGUAGUUAUGACGGGCUGCGGUAUCGCGGCGGCAUCCCGCAGUACAACCCUCAGGGCCCCGCCGGGGUCCCUCAGUGGCCAGACGCAGCCCAGGUCCCUCUACAGGGCAACAUGCCCCCCCACCCCAUGUACAUGCCCAUGCAGAUGCUGUGGUGGCAGCAGAUGUAUGCGCGCCACUACUACAUGCAAUAUCAGGCGGCAGUAGCCGCCGCCCAGCCUCCUCCCCCUCCCCCGCCCUCCUCCCCCUCCCCCUCGCCCCUUCCGCCCGCCCAGCCCAACGAGGCCGUGCAGCCCCCGCUGGGGCCCAACCCGGCCCCCAACCCACUGCCCGAGAACCAGCCGGCCAACCCCAUCCAGAUGAACGCGCAGGGGGGGGCGGUGCUGAACGACGACGAGCUGAACCGCGAUUGGCUGGACUGGUUGUACACGGUGUCGCGCGCCGCCGUCCUGCUCAGCAUCGUCUACUUCUACUCCUCCUUCAGCCGCUUCGCCAUGGUGGUCGGCGCCAUGCUGCUCGUCUACCUGCAUCAGGCUGGUUGGUUUCCCUUCAGGCCGGAGCAGCAGAACGUCGGAGGAGGAGGAGGAGAAGGAGAACCUCAGGAGGAGGACGACGGGAGACACCAGGACAUACAGGAAAUGGAGCGCCUGAUGGAUGAGGGGAUGGAGGACAUGGCCGGGGGGGCAGGGCACCGGGACCCUGCUGCCGUUGUCCACGAUCCCGGCUUCCUCGCCACCGCGUGGUCCUUCAUCAGCACCUUCUUCACCUCCAUCGUCCCAGAGGGAAGGCACCAACCGGCCAACUAGGAAGAGCCGUCCCUCGUGUCCUCCUGUUAUACCGCUAGACUUAAGUAUCACAAUUCCCACCUAAAUACCCCUAAGCCAUCUUCAGUCACCCCGGUGCGUUCAUAUACCAGACCUUCUGGUUCUAACACCCCGGGUGUCUUUGUACAUUGAAAACAGGCCCCUCUGAGGUUUAAGCGCAGAUGUGUCAGAAUAAAGGAACAUAAAGAAAGUUAAUUUCACGUUGUUUUAAUGGAUCAAGUGAUAUAUACAUUUCUUUUUUCAUUGGUCUUGAAUUAAAUGAGAUGUGGUGAGAGAACCUGGAGGGAGCUGUCUUCAUUUCAAACAGUGAUGAGGUGAUGCUUUUCAAACCUUUAAAUGAGGGACGUGAUCAAAACAAUCGCAAAAGACAUUUUCACUUUCACACAAAGUGCAUAAAGACAUUGCAGCUACUGAAGCACAUUGUUUUCCCACUUUGUGUGUUUGAAUAUUAGUUACACAUGUAAGUAUAUGCAUCUCUAAUUCCUCAAUAUUUGCUUUUUUAAAUAAAAAUCUUGCUGUUCGA
Molecule: messenger RNA, 2421 nt
Organism: Gasterosteus aculeatus aculeatus (three-spined stickleback)
Lineage: Eukaryota; Metazoa; Chordata; Actinopteri; Perciformes; Gasterosteidae
Source: RefSeq, a predicted model, not a curated record